GUCGCCAUCUGGCGAACGAACCGAUAGUCAGUCCUGUCAAAAUGGCGCUCAAGGGACAAGUCGGUCAAAAGAUUAUGAACGAGGUGAUCAAGCAAAAGAAGAAGUCAACAGGUGGGGUAGAAUGGCGAAUCUUGGUAGUGGAUCAGCUUGCAAUGAGAAUGGUGUCCGCUUGCUGCAAGAUGCACGAUAUCAGCGCUCAGGGUAUUACCCUGGUGGAGGAUAUCAAUAAGAAGCGCGAACCUCUGCCGACGAUGGAAGCCAUUUACCUCAUUACGCCUUGUAAUCCGUCGGUGCAGAAAUUGAUCGAUGACUUCAGUAAUCCGACAAGAACAACUUACAAAGUCGCCCAUGUAUACUUCACAGAAGUAUGCCCGGAGGAGCUGUUCAAUGAAAUCUGCAAGUCUCUUGCUGCUAAAAAGAUCAAAACCCUCAAAGAGAUCAACAUCGCAUUCUUGCCGUACGAAUCGCAGGUCUUCUCAUUGGACUCGCGUGAAACUUUUGCUUGCUUUUACAACCCCUCUUUCUUUAAUCUGAGGUCAGCCAAUAUGGAGCGUAUUGCUGAACAAAUUGCAACACUUUGCGCCACACUUGGAGAAUAUCCAUCAGUUAGAUAUCGCAGUGACUUCGACCGCAAUGUUGAACUCGCUCAAUUGGUGCAACAGAAACUAGAUGCAUACAAAGCUGAUGAACCAACAAUGGGAGAAGGACCUGAGAAAGCUCGUUCUCAAUUAUUGAUUUUAGACAGAGGAUUUGAUUGCGUCUCACCUUUACUACAUGAACUUACACUGCAAGCUAUGGCAUAUGAUUUGCUAGACAUUGAUAAUGAUGUCUACAGGUUUGAGGCAACAGCGGGUCAAGAAAAAGAAGUAUUAUUGGAUGAAAAUGAUGAUUUAUGGGUUGAACUUAGGCAUCAACAUAUUGCCGUAGUCUCUCAGAACGUCACUAAAAAUUUGAAAAAGUUUACAGAAUCAAAAAGAAUGCCGCAGGGCGAUAAGCAAAGUAUGCGAGACUUGUCGCAAAUGAUCAAAAAGAUGCCGCAAUAUCAAAAAGAAUUGAGCAAAUAUGCUACACAUUUACAAUUAGCCGAAGAUUGCAUGAAGCGUUAUCAAGGAAAUGUAGAUAAACUUUGUAAAGUGGAGCAAGACUUAGCCAUGGGUACUGAUGCAGAAGGCGAACGUAUCAAAGAUCAUAUGAGGAAUAUCACACCGAUUUUACUUGAUCAGACUGUAAAUCAUUUGGAUAAAUUACGCAUUAUAGCUUUAUACGUCAUUAGCAAAAACGGUAUCACGGAUGAGAAUCUUAAUCGUUUAGUUCACCAUGCCCAAGUAUCUGUUGAUGAUAAACAGACUAUUGUCAAUAUGGCAAAUCUCGGCAUUAAUGUUGUUGUAGAUAGCAAUCGUAAAAAGUUGUAUACGGUACCACGAAAGGAAAGAAUCACAGAGCAAACUUAUCAAAUGAGCCGUUGGACGCCAGUCAUCAAGGACGUUAUGGAGGAUUCUAUUGAAGAUAAACUUGAUUCUAAACAUUUUCCGUUUCUUGCCGGCCGUGCAGCUAGUUCAGGAUAUCAUGCACCAACCAGCGCACGAUAUGGACACUGGCACAAAGACAAAGGUCAACAGACUAUCAAAAACGUUCCUCGUUUGAUUGUUUUUAUAGUUGGAGGAAUGUGCUUCUCUGAAAUACGAUGUGCAUAUGAAGUUACAAACGCAUUAAAAAAUUGGGAAGUCAUAAUCGGUUCAUCCCAUAUAAUUACACCAAAAUCAUUCCUGAAUGAUUUAAGUAAACUACACGUCUAAAUGGUUGAUAUUUAACAAAAAGAGAUAACAUUCCUGAAUUCUUAAUUUGCCAUUAGCUUCAAUUCCAUCAGUAAUACCAUUUAUGAAGCCAUGAAUGAUCUCGAGGUAUAAAAUUAGGCUAUUUAACUAAAUAACGAACACAGAGUCAAUUCUCUUUAAGCGAAAGCAUUUCGGGCAGAAAUUAAGCAAGUAUCCCGUUGUCAGUUGAAUAACAAUGAAAGUAUUCGUGUAUUAAUAAGAGCACGAAGAGUCUUGAUCAGACCGAGUUAUCAAGUGCCUGCGCGAAUACAUAAUCAGAAAUCGUAUGAGACAUUUUGGCAAUAUUGAUAUAAAUCGCACGAAGCUGUAUAAUCGAGCCUUUCAAUGGUAUCGUAAUCGAGUCUUUAGCAAAGCUCUAGAAAUAUAUCAUCAUUAUUCUUUAUUAGUAAUAAAAAGGAAUUUGUGAAGCUGUAUCUUCACAGAAAAGGAUCGUGAUAUUCCUGUACAUUUCUUGUUAUUAGUAUUUUGUUAUUUUUUUUCCUCGUUGAAAUUUACCAUAUUCAAAUUGACAUCUUAUGUGUAAAUUGUUUUUGUUCUCAGCAUACUUUUAU
This is a messenger RNA of Trachymyrmex cornetzi, 2386 nucleotides long. It is a transcript of the gene Rop, whose product is annotated as Syntaxin-binding protein Rop. Bases 42 to 1796 code for a protein of 584 amino acids. Lineage: Eukaryota; Metazoa; Arthropoda; Insecta; Hymenoptera; Formicidae. The record is from RefSeq and is a predicted model, not a curated record. Gene Ontology annotation, biological process: vesicle-mediated transport. The transcript is spliced from 11 exons.